Molecule: messenger RNA, 817 nt
Organism: Rhizopus microsporus ATCC 52813
Lineage: Eukaryota; Fungi; Mucoromycota; Mucoromycetes; Mucorales; Rhizopodaceae
Exons: 3
Coding region: 146-715 (189 amino acids)
Biological process (GO): double-strand break repair via homologous recombination; mitotic cell cycle checkpoint signaling; response to ionizing radiation
Cellular component (GO): SOSS complex
Molecular function (GO): DNA binding
Source: RefSeq, a predicted model, not a curated record
AAGGUAAUCUAAAAAUCUGAAAAAUAAUUUUGAUUUGUCGAGAAAAAAACCAACAUCAUCUGGAUUCAAAGUAAAAGGGCUAACUGGCACUUUGGCCUUUUUUUUUCUUGCUUUCUUUUCUUACACAAAUGCAUCUUUCCUAUUGAUGAUAGAACAACAACAACAGCAGCAACAGCAACAACAACAGCCAGCCAAUAAGGUGGUUGCAAACUUUCUUCAAGUAAAAGACAUGAAUGCACAAUGUAAAAAUUUUGAUUGCGAAGUGAUUGUGCUCCAGCCAGCAGACAAUGAGCCAACAGGUACACGUGACGGAGAUAUAGUUUACAAGUUUUUAGUAGCAGAUAGAACAGGUUCAAUCGUAUUGACUGUUUGGGGCACAAAAGGAAGUGAGAUAAAGAAUGGAGAUAUUUUACGUCUAUCGGGAGUGCAUUGUAAGUUGAGAAAUGGACAUUUGUAUAUUUGUACGCCUAGUAAAUGUAAAUUAAAGAGAGUGGGGCAAGAUACGUUACCGUUUAGUGAGAAACCAAACAUGUCAGAGAAAGAAUACAUUAAGCCUGUAUUAAACGCUGCUAUAAAUAAUAAUAGUAAUAAUAAUGUUGUCACAAGACAGCAGCCUUAUACAUUUAAUAGAGGCCAUCGUAAUAAUAAUAAUAAUAAUCAACCAAGAACAAAUCGUAUAAGAUAUCAUCAUGAUUUGGAUAAUCCUGUACAGUAACCCUCCCUCCCUCCUCCUUUUCUCUCUAUGUCUAUCUUUCCCCUUUAAGAAAUAUUCAUUUCAUUGUAUCUCUCUAUAUAUUCUCUUUGUAAUAUAAUAAAC